AUGGCAUCUCGAGCUGAAAAAAUCGAUCGUUUUCCAAAUAAAAUUCUCAUUAAUGUGUCUGAGAUACAAAAUCUGAAAAGUCCAAGAGCUGAACCAUUAAAUGUAUUUCUUCGUUUUGAAUAUAAUGAUGGGCAAUUUUCUGAGUCAGGAAAAUUCGAUGUCACUGAUGGAAGUCCAAGACCAGUCGAUCAUGUUGCAGUUUUAGCUGUUAAUGCUUCCGAUCCAGUACAAAUUGAUGAUCUAGGACAGAAACCUGUUUUAGUUACACUAUUUGAAGCUGUACCGAAAGAUAAAAAGCAAAAAGAAGACAAAUCAACACCGAUUGGACAAGCUGUAAUUGAUCUUUGGCCUUUGCUCAAAAAUGAAACUCAAGCUUCAAUCGCUUCACCUAUUCAUGCUAUUCCGGGAUCAUAUCUUGAAGCACAAGGAGAACAGAAUCAGCCAUCACUAAGUUUCACUGUCAGCACCGAGCAACCACUUGUUCCUGUUCGCGAUCAAGCCAAUACUAAUGCAGUUCGUAUUACAUUAGAAGGUUUAUAUUCACCCCCAGAAGCAUGGUUAGCUGGUGGAGCAUCAUUUGUUUACACAGCAACAUUACCCAUACCAAUUAAUGAUGAUAAAGAAACAACUGUUGUAUUUACAAAUGGUACACUACGUGCAGCAGCUGAUGCAACAAACAAGCAAAAACGUUGGCCUGACGCCCGUGGAAUUGUUACGCUCAAUGGCAGCUAUAUGCCAGGACAAGCCAUACAGGAAGAAUCCUUUGACGAUGAACAAGGUGAAUUACGUAGUAAAGAUGACAGAGAAUUUCGAACAAAUUCAGAAAAAACUAAACCACAAGUUGUAUGGAAUCUUGAACGACGAUGUUUCUUACUUCCAUUUGGAAGUGCGAGUUUGCAACAUCAACUAACACGUGUACCUUUCAUCGCAGUUGAAGUCGUUCGUACAGCCACUCCGACAGCACCUAAAGGAAAAAAGGAUGACGAUACUGGUAUUAGUUAUCAUGGUGUUGUUUAUAUUGAAACAGCGCCGCUUCUCUAUCCAGGCGCAACAAGACUUCGAGGUGCCUAUAAAAUUGUUCCAUACAAUGAAACUGAAUAUAAAGCAAAGACCAAACGAGCUGGCAAUGUAAUAGAUGAAGCGAUGAAAAUAGCUAAUCAAUUAUUUGAUCGUUCAUCGUUGACUGCCACGAAAAAAGAUACAAAAUUAACCGUAGAUAAACAAGCAACAGCUGCUGCUACCAGUGUACCAAAAAAGAAAACAGAAGCAGGCGAAGACGCAUCUUCAGUAACAACAGAAGCUCAACAAUAUGUUGAACAUAGUUCUUAUGUAACUAUCGAUAUCGUUCUUGACCGACCUAUAAUUGAAAAACGAAAAUUAAGUGAUUUGUAUCGAAAAGUUUCUGAUCUGAUUCCACCUCGUCCGCCUUAUCCAUUAAAAACCAACAGUGCGGGCAAAGCAGUUGACGAUUAUCAUCAACAAAUAAAAAAUGUUUGUAAUUUAAUACUUGACGAAUAUCGAAAAGUAUGUAUCGAUGAUAUUACUGUAGAGGGAACUCUCCCAAACGAUCAAAAACGUCGCAAAUUAUUAUAUGAACUUAAUUCAACUGGUAAAUAUUUUGCAUUUAAAGAACAACUUAAGCAUAGUGUGAUAAAAAUUGUUCGAGAAAAAUAUCUUCGUACAAGUAAAUUCAAUGAUCCUGAUGAACUUCAAACAUUUAUUAGUCAAUUAUACGUAUUUCUUCUUGAUGAAAUGCAUCGCUCAUUAAAUAAAUCAUUGAAUAUCGAAGAACCUGAACCAGUACCGCCAUCAAGAAAUACGGAUCCACAAUUACGUAUGUUUGCACUUGAAGCCGAAAGUAAUGGUGAUUAUCUAUUAGCUGCUCAUUAUUACAAACAGCGUCUUGCACAAAGUUCGGAUAAACUUCGUCCAUGGCUUGAUUAUGCUGCUUUUCAUUUACUUGUCAAUGAUCUGAUUAAAGCUGAAGAAUGCCUUAAAGAAUGUAUUGCAAUUGAACAAACAAAUAGCACUGUAUUAAUCUUAUAUGCGGUUCUCAAUGCUGUAUUGGAGAAUAAUGAAGUUGCUGAUUUAUUCUUUGAAACUGCUACAACUCAAGAUAGUGAAAAUGUUAUUGCAUGGUCACUUUAUGCUAUCUUUCAAAAACAUAUUGGCGAUGAAAAAAAUGCUCAAAUCACAUUAGCAAAAGCAGAAAAACUCCAACGAGCUAUUUUAAAACAUGAAGAAGAACAAACUGCAUCAGCUAAUAUUCAAUUAACAUCACCAAUCAGUGAUGAAAAACGUGAAGAAGAAGAAAAAGAUCGUCUUGGUGCCGAAGAAAAAGAAGAAAUAACAAAAAGUUCCGAUUCUCAAUUAAAUGUUGCAUCUAAAAGUCGUCUUAGCCGUAGCAGUCGAUCAAGUAAACAAAAAAUAGUAGAAAAAUCUAAAUCUACUGUCAAUGAACCAAUCACGACUAGAAAAUCACAAGAUAUUUCUAGUGUCAUGGAAAUCGAAAAAGUCACAACUAAAAAAAGUAUCUAUCUCAAAUCAGCUGAAUUCUUGCUCAAAUACAAUCUUGCGGCUUGGGCAGAAAAAGCAUUAGCCUAUGAAUUUCUUGCUAAUAGUGGUAAAGAUCAACAAGUGGAAAUUACUUUAGCCAAAGCGAGAAUCCUUCAACAAGAUUUCUCAGCAGCUGAAUCACAUAUUACACAAGCAUUAUCGAUUGAUUAUGAAAAUGUUGAAGCAUGGGCACUUUGGGGACAUGUUAAAUAUUUACAAUUAGAUUUCGAGGCUGCAAAAGGUCGAUAUCAACGUACAUUAGUUUUUUCAGAAAAACCACCAGAUCUUCAUACAGUUUAUAUUCGACUUGGUGCGAUUUUAUUAUCGGAAGUCAAGGAAUCGAGUUAUUCUGAAGCAAAAGAAAUAUUUUUACGUGCUUGUCGCUAUCAACCAACAUGUACAACAUAUUUAGGCCUUGGUGUUGCUUGUUAUCGAAUGAAUCAAUAUGAUGAUGCAGAAGAAGCACUGACAGAAGCGAAUUUUCUUAAUAAUCAAAGUGCAGAGGUUUGGGGUUAUUUAACUCUUAUUUGUUUACAAACCAAACGAUACAUUGAAGCUGAACAAAGUUAUAAAUAUGCCAUUAAGCUUGAUCUUCCAGCAGGUCCAUUACUUGAUGAAAUCAAGACAGUACAACAUCAAGUUGGUUUUGGGAAUCCAAGUUUUUAG
Molecule: messenger RNA, 3222 nt
Organism: Rotaria socialis
Lineage: Eukaryota; Metazoa; Rotifera; Eurotatoria; Philodinida; Philodinidae
Source: the annotation of a GenBank genome assembly